CCAAAAUCACACUUCACCGUACUUAUACACUCACCCACCCCCAAUUCCGUCGCAACCCAUCUUCAACGGCGAUCUCCUCCGUCGUCUAAUUAGGGUUUCAGAUUUUCCGAUCAUGGAUCAAUCCUUCCUAAUCAUGCUCUCCAACCUCCUCCACCUCCAAAACCAACUCGACCCCACCACCUCCCUCCUCUCCGACUCCCCCACCACCUCCUCCACCCCUUCCUCCCUCUUAACCUCCACCUCCGCUGCCCCCCUCCUCUUCUUCACCAUCGCCUCCGUCCUCUCCUUCAUCUCCACCUCCCGCAAACCCAAACCCCCCUCCCCUCCCCCUUCCCCUUCCUCCACCUCCCCCUACUCCAUCUCCGCCUUCCGCGCCCUCUCCACCGAACGCAUCUGGGCCAUGGAAGCCCCUUUACGCGACGCCCAAUGGCGCUCCCUUUACGGCCUCUCCUACCCCGUCUUCACCACCGUUGUUGAUAAACUCAAACCCUACAUCGCCCAGUCUAACCUCUCCUUACCCUCCGAUUACGCCGUUGCCAUGGUUCUUUCCAGAUUAUCCCUCGGUCUGUCAGCGAAAACUGUUGCCAAAAGGUACUCGUUAGAACCUUAUUUGGUUUCCAAGAUUACUAAUAUGGUCACUAGGCUGUUGGCUACUAAGUUGUACCCUGAGUUUAUUAAGAUACCCGCUGGACGACGUCGUUUGCACGAGACGACAGCGGCCUUCGCCGAGAUUACGAAUUUACCGAAUAUUUGCGGGGCGAUUGACAACACUCAUGUUCGGCUUCAUAGCCUUCCGAGCGAUGUGCCGAAUAAGAAUAUUUACACGAAUGUGUACGGGUUUAAGUCGAUACAACUUCAGGUGGUGGCGGAUCAUAAGAAGAUAUUCUGGGAUGUGUGUGUAAAAGCGCCCGGGGCGGUGGAUGACGCGACGCAUUUUCGUGAUAGUUUGUUGUAUAACCGGUUGGUGUCGGGGGAUAUUGUGUGGGAGAAGGUGGUGAAUGUGAAGGGGCAUCCGGUGCGGCCGUAUGUUGUCGGGGAUUGGUGUUAUCCGUUGUUGUCGUUUUUGUUGACGCCGUUUUCGUGGAACAGGACCGGGAAUCCGGCGCAGAACACGUUUGAUGAAGGGUUGAUGAAAGGACGGAGGGUGGUGGAGGAGGCGAUCGGGUUGUUGAAGGGGAGGUGGAGGAUUUUGCAGGAUGUGAAUGUGGGGUUGAAUCAUGCGCCGCAGACGAUUGUGGCGUGUUGUGUGUUGCAUAAUUUGUGUCAGAUUGCGAGGGAGCCGGAGCCCGAGAUGUGGAAGGAGCCGGAGGAGAGUGGGCCGGUGGCUCGAGUAUUGGAGAGUGAGAAGAGCUAUUAUUAUUUUGGUGAGAGUUUGAGGCAGGUGUUGGCUGAUGAUCUUUAUCAGAGACUUUCGUCGAGAUGAGGUUUGGUGGUUGUUCUUUAAGGUUGUUUUUAUUGUGUUUAGUUUUUACUGCCAUUGUUGUAACUUUGUUUUUAGGAUGAUGAUUAAACCUUUUGGUAAUAACUAGUUUGUGUAAACUGGUUGGUAUGUAAUCUGUAGUUAAAGCUAACUCAAUUUCAACGUUAGAUUAUCGUCUGAAUGUUUUGAAGAUUAUGUUUUACAGUGAUAUGAUGUUUCAUGGUUGA
Messenger RNA from Helianthus annuus (common sunflower), 1647 nucleotides. Its product is annotated as protein ALP1-like. Bases 113 to 1423 code for a protein of 436 amino acids. The transcript has a single exon. Lineage: Eukaryota; Viridiplantae; Streptophyta; Magnoliopsida; Asterales; Asteraceae. The record is from RefSeq and is a predicted model, not a curated record.